AUGGUUGAUGGACAAUGUAAGAAUCAUUACCCAAAGGAAUUUGUGGAUGAAACAAUUCAUACUCCAAAUGGAUAUCCUAAGUAUAAAAGACAAAAUAAUGGCAUUUUUGUUAUUGUGCGUGGACGUACUUUGGACAACCGUUGGGUGGUACCAUAUAAUCCAUAUUUACUUGCUAAGUUUGAUUGUCAUAUAAACUUGGAAGUAUGCUCGAGUGUCAAACUUGUAAAAUAUCUCUACAAAUAUGUGUAUAAAGGUCAUGAUCGGGUUGCCUAUACUGUGGGCUCAGUAACACCCGACACACCUCGUGAUGAGAUUAUUGAUUUCCAAACUGGCCGUUGGGUUGCUCCACCUGAAGCUUGUUGGCGUAUUUUUGCAUUCCCCUUGACAGAUAUGCACCCUCCUGUACUUGCUCUGCAAUUGCAUUUACCUAAUUUUCAGUACACUUCAUUCAAAGUAACAGACUCUUUACAAGAUGUUGUAACAAAUGCACGUGCCCACAAAACUAUGCUUACUGAAUUCUUUGUCAUGAAUGCAACCAACGCAUAUGCCAAGGCACUUAAUCUACUUUACAAAGAGUUCCCAAAACAUUUCGUAUGGGAUCGGGCACACAAUAAUUGGAAUUUUCGCAAACAAGGUUCAAUAGUAGGGAGGAUUGUUACAGCAAGGCCAACUGACCAAGAAAGAUAUUUUCUUCGCCUUCUUUUGCAGUACCGUCGUGCUCCUGUAUCAUACGAGGACUUAAGAACAGUUGAUGGUGUUAUACAUGAUUCAUUUAGAAAUGCAUGCGUCGCGUUAGGAUUAUUAGAGAGUGAUAUUCCAUUGGUGGAUUGUUUGCGAGAAGCUGCACUUUUUCAAAUGCCCCAUGCUUUUGCACAAUUAUUUGCUACCAUACUUGUUUUUUGUACACCAUCUGAACCUAUACAACUAUGGGAGAUGUUCAAACAAUAUUGUGUCCCAAUUACCACAAUCUCGUCUUCAUUUCCACUUUUUCCUAUUGAUCGUGCUGCUGCCAUAAUUGUAGAAAAAUUCCUUGAACCAUUUGGUAUGCAUAUUCAUGACUUUGGAAUAUGCAUGCCCGAACAGUCCGAAAAUGGCCUAAUUGAAAUAACUUCACAACAGCCAUCGCCUGCAGAAUUUAACCUGGUCACACUCCCAGGAAUUAUUGACAAACUUAAUUUACAACAACAUUUCGUCUUUAACACUAUUAUUGAGAAACUGCAUAACAAGAAACCUUAUCAACAUCUGGAGUUGCUGCAUCGCUCCUUCCUAAUGGCCAAACUGCCCACUCAAAAUUCAAAUUGCCAUUGGAUAUUAAUGAGCAUAAGACUUGUCAGAUAA
Molecule: messenger RNA, 1338 nt
Organism: Andrographis paniculata
Lineage: Eukaryota; Viridiplantae; Streptophyta; Magnoliopsida; Lamiales; Acanthaceae
Exons: 2
Coding region: 1-1338 (445 amino acids)
Source: RefSeq, a predicted model, not a curated record